GCUUUGUUUGAUAGUUUGAUGGCUUGAUGCUUCAGUCAGGAACCUUUUGUUUUUAUUUAUAAGUGUAUUUCUAGAUUAUUAAUUAUUCCUUAUCAUUUUGACCUUUACUUAUUAAUUGCAAAAGAAAUUAAAAACAAUGAAUGCUUUAUUAGACUAUGGUUCGUCUUCGAACGAAUCCGAUACUGAUAGCGGAGAAGAAAAGAUAACAAAAGAAGAAGAAACAAAAGAUAUUGAAAAGCCUAAACUUCCAAAACCGGCGCUUGGUGAGAGUAGCCUUCAAACAUCAGUUUUCUCCAACCCAUUUGUAGAAGCGGAGCUAGCCAAAGCAGCUAUAUUAGAGAAACAUGUUAAAAUGGUUCCAGGUAAAGGGAAUACCCAGAUGAUCAACGGGAAGAAAAUCUGUUGGAAUUUUAGAAAAGGAAAGUGUAGAUUUGGACAUAAUUGCAAAUAUGCACAUGAUUCUGAUAUACAAAAGACAUCUGAGGAGUUAGAUGCAGAGAAACAGAAAUUGAAAAGCAUAGUAUGUGAAGGUGCGGGUACAAUGUCCUGUGCUGUCCCACCACCUGUAGAAGAGAUUGUUAGUCCAACAGAUGACAGUAUGUGGGAGGGCAAUGCUAAGAAGAAGAAGAAAAGACCAGGCUUGAGCUCCGGGCUUAUACCCAGCCAGAAAGUUAUCAAAAUGUACAAAGAACAGAAGUUAAAGGACUCUCUAUCCAAAUAAAUAUAUAAUCAUA
Messenger RNA from Zerene cesonia (dogface butterfly), 734 nucleotides. RefSeq lists its product as uncharacterized. The record is from RefSeq and is a predicted model, not a curated record. The coding region runs from base 137 to 721 and encodes 194 amino acids. Gene Ontology annotation, molecular function: metal ion binding. The transcript is spliced from 4 exons. Lineage: Eukaryota; Metazoa; Arthropoda; Insecta; Lepidoptera; Pieridae.